Amborella trichopoda is the source of this 2042-nucleotide messenger RNA. RefSeq names its product Amidase family protein. Gene Ontology annotation, molecular function: glutaminyl-tRNA synthase (glutamine-hydrolyzing) activity. The record is from RefSeq and is a predicted model, not a curated record. Lineage: Eukaryota; Viridiplantae; Streptophyta; Magnoliopsida; Amborellales; Amborellaceae. Gene Ontology annotation, biological process: translation. Gene Ontology annotation, cellular component: glutamyl-tRNA(Gln) amidotransferase complex.
CCUUAUCUGAUACCAAUUUCAAAUGUUUGUUGCUAACUUGGUUGGAUUGGAAAUCCAGAAUAGAGGCGCUCUGCAUGAGUUAGAUAGAGAAAGCUUCGCCUCUGCAUGACUUAGAGAGAGAAAGCUCUCUCUCUCUCUAAAAAUGCCAUCUCCAAUCCAAACUCCUAAGUUUCUAAUCCAGCAGCGCUGGUUAUUUUCAAAGCCAGUCCGCCAUGGCGUCAAUUCUAGGUUUUUUUUCCGCCAUUUCAGGGCUUCACAGCUCAUAUCAGACCCAGUAACACUAGCCCCAUCUUCACCCCCUUUCUCUCAAAUCCUCACUAUCAGAGAAGCCCUAAUUUCUCGCCAGAGAAAAGCAGUAGAGAUAGCAGAGGAGUACUUCACCAGGUUGAACCAGACUGAGCCCCUUCUUAAAAGCUUCCUUCAUGUCUCAGAGAAUGUGAUGAGAGAUGCUGAAGAAAUAGACAAGAAGAUUGCGAGAAAUGAGGAAUUGGGUAUUCUUGCUGGGGUUUUGGUGGGGGUUAAGGACAAUCUUUGUACGUUGAAUAUGCCUUCGACUGGUGGGUCGAGAAUUCUGGAGAAUUAUCGGCCUCCUUUCGAUGCCACAGCGGUGAGGAUGGUGAGAGAGAGAGACGCUAUAUUGAUUGGGAAGACAAAUAUGGAUGAGUUUGGAAUGGGAAGUAGCACAGAGGCCUCAAGUUUUCAAAUAACGGCAAAUCCAUGGGAUGUAUCUCGGGUCCCUGGAGGAUCAUCUGGGGGCUCUUCUGCAGCCGUGGCUGCAAGGCAGUGUGCAGUUUCAUUGGGAAGUGACAGCGGUGGAAGUGUAAGACAACCGGCAUCCUUCUGUGGUGUUGUAGGAUUAAAACCAACAUAUGGCCGUGUUUCUCGUUAUGGGCUUAUGGCAUAUGCAUCAUCAAUGGAUGCAGUUGGAUGUUUUGCUUCAUCAGUUAUGGACGCUGCCAUUCUUCUCCGAGCAAUUUCGGGUCAUGAUACUCAAGAUGCAACCAGCUGUAAAUGUGAAGUCCCUGACUACACAACUGAGCUUGUUCCUAAAGAUUUAUUGGGAUCUGAACCUUUGAAAGGGCUCAGGGUUGGGGUAAUCAGAGAAACACUUGGAGAUGGUGUUGAUACAGGAGUAACUUCCACAAUACAAGCUGCUGCGUCUCACUUGGAAGAAAUUGGAUGCACUGUAACUGAGGUAUCACUUUCAUCUUUCUCUCUUGGGUUACCAUCCUACUACAUCUUAGCGUCAUCAGAAGCCUCUUCUAAUUUAUCACGUUACGAUGGUGUAAGGUAUGGAAACCAAGUGUUGGCUGAUGAAUUGAGAUCCUUAUAUGGUGUCUCCCGUGCCAAUGGAUUCGGUCCAGAGGUCAAAAGGAGAAUUCUUAUGGGAACUUAUGCACUUUCUGCGGGAUACUAUGAUCAAUAUUACAAACGUGCUCAACAGGUGAGGACUUUGGUUCAAAAAAGCUUCAAAAAGGCACUAGGUGAACAUGACAUCCUCAUUUCACCGGCAGCCCCAACUACUGCUUAUAAGAUCGGGGAAAAGGUAGAUGAUCCAUUGGCUAUGUAUGCAGGAGAUAUAAUGACUGUCAAUGUUAACUUGGCUGGAUUGCCUGCUCUAGUUCUUCCAUGCGGGUUUGUUCAAAGUGGAGAUGUAGGUCUUCCUGUUGGUCUUCAAUUGAUUGGCUCUGCAUUUGAUGAGGCCAAACUGCUGAGAGUGGGUCAUAUAUUCGAGCAGACUCUUCAAAGCCCAAGAUUUGUUCCACCAUUGGUAGAUGGCCUUACUAUGUAGCACUGGCUUCCCAUCCAGAAAAGCAAUCAGGCCCAUCCAGAAAAAACUCUUCGGCAAUCAGGGGAUUGAGGCUUGCGUCCCCAUUCUCUAUUUAUUAUGUUGUUUCCACAUGGAGAGAGAGAGAGGUAUUAUGGCUUCCUAGGAACCAAUUUUUUGUAUUGUAUAACAAUAAUUAGGAACCAUUAUUUUUAUUGUAGAACAAUAAUAAGUUUUAACACCACUAAUUGUAAGUUAACAUUCACUCAAAAAC